AUGAAAGAAAAAGAAAGUGAUCUGUGUGUGUUAGUUCAACUCAGAUAUUAUCAACCAUCCUUGAGUUCCUCGGUUUCUGAAGGUAUAGGGAUGGGGGCGCUAUCACAGUGGUUAAACUUUCCGAGACCGGUAUAUUGCCAAAGAUUGGGAAGGUUGCAGGACAGUAAUGCUGUUCUUUCGCAUUUUAACGAGUACUCAGAGCAUUGCUUUGCAGAGGUUUCCAGCGAAUUUUCUAGAAAUACACGUCUCUUAAGGUCAAUGAAGUCAGAUCUUGACUACAUAUUUCAGAAACUGAGCCUGAAGGCAAAGAUUUUGGCUACCUAUCCGGAUGCAUUUCCAGACGAUUCAACGAUAGAAGCGCUUGAUCGGAGACCAGACCUGGAAAUGCCUCAUUAGCACUUUACUGGUACCUAAAGUUGGAUAAUUGUAAUCGUGAUCGCCCUUUCUUUUCUUUUUUUUUUGCGAGGGACAGAAAUUCAGGCGGAGGUUUAUGUGAUUCCGGUAGAAUAUAUUAAAAUCCCUUUCGCUUCCCCUCUCCACCUUCUUUCUUCCCCCGGCUUUGCUGUGGAAAUUUGAUGCCCCAAAAUUUGCCUAUUUAGCUUUUUUUUUUGUUUGUUCUUUGAACAGGCCUAUUUAGCUUGGGUUGUAUCAAUUUUUCUACAACCA
Molecule: messenger RNA, 666 nt
Organism: Rhododendron vialii
Lineage: Eukaryota; Viridiplantae; Streptophyta; Magnoliopsida; Ericales; Ericaceae
Product: kxDL motif-containing protein LO9-177-like
Exons: 3
Coding region: 1-396 (131 amino acids)
Biological process (GO): lysosome localization
Cellular component (GO): BORC complex
Source: RefSeq, a predicted model, not a curated record